Trichoderma gamsii is the source of this 861-nucleotide messenger RNA. RefSeq lists its product as hypothetical. The transcript has a single exon. The record is from RefSeq and is a predicted model, not a curated record. Bases 1 to 861 code for a protein of 286 amino acids. Lineage: Eukaryota; Fungi; Ascomycota; Sordariomycetes; Hypocreales; Hypocreaceae.
AUGUCGAAAUCAAUUCUCCGACAGGCCAAGAUCACGCCUCACCUGUCGUCCAGCAGGGGGCACAACAAUAUCGGCUGGCUGGACACAUACCACACCUUCUCCUUUGCCGACUGGCACGACAACAGAUACACGCAGUUUGGAGCUCUACGGGUUUUGAACGAAGAUAGAGUAAAGCCGCUCUCUGGAUUCCCCACACACCCCCAUCGCGAUUUCGAAAUCUUCAGCUACAUCCUGUCCGGAGAACUGACCCAUCGGGACUCCAUGCUCGCCAAGGGCAGCGAGGGGGAACAAUCGGACAAGUUCUUUCGGAUGCGACGCGGAGAUGUACAGUUCACUACAGGAGGUUCGGGCAUAGCUCACUCUGAAUUCAACGAGCACAACAAAGAGACGGUCCACUUUCUACAGAUCUGGGCUUUCCCAUGGAAGAGAGGCCUGAUUCCCCGCUAUCACACCCGUACCUUUUCAGAAGACGACAAACGGGAGGGCUUUGUCAAGAUCCUCAGCCCGCUCAAGGCAGGCGAGGAGGCCACCGCGAAAGAGGAGGCAGAGGCAGAGCCCAUCAUCCCCAACACAAUCCCCAUUCACGCAGAUUUUGUCAUGGGCGCAGGAAUCAUUGCGCCAGAGGGCAAGUUUGAGUGGACAGUAGGAGGCGGUGCAGGCAUCAAGACGCAGCGCAAAGUAUACGUCCACUUACCGAUGCUGAAAGGAGGAAAGGCCAAAAUCAGACUCGACGGCCGGGAGAAUGCAGAGCUGUCUGAAGGAGACGGCGCAUUCAUUGACGGAGUUUUUAUUGGCGACAAGUUGACAGUGGAGAGCAUUGGAGAGGCGGAAGCCGAGGUGAUUGUGCUGGACACCGCUUGA